AUGUGCGUGGCUUAUCAAGAGCUUCUUGAAGCAUACAUGCAAAGCUCGUACGUUAAAAACACGAGUUUGAGUAAAAUUGAUCCAUUCAAUAUCGAAAAGCAUUUACUACUCGAACAAAUGUAUUUUGGAGUUAAAGUUAUGACAUUUUUAAGCACACCCGAAAUUCACAACAAUCUCGCAUUAAAAACUGAUUUCAAAAUUGUGUGUGCGAAAUUUCUUGCAGUCGGCUGUUCUGAAAUAAAAAAAAGAUUUGAUUUUGAAAAUAAAAUAUUAAAAGAUUUAACAAAUUUAAAUCCUUCGAAAGCAGUUCUAAGAAAAACAAGGGAAACAAUGCCAAGUUUGUUACCGUUAAUGAAAGCGGUACCUCGUAUUGUUUCUCCAGAACAAUACCAAAGUAUUGAUGACGAGUGGAGGACACUUCCCUUUUUUGAACUUCCGUCAGACAUAAAUAUUAAAGAAAAUGUUGAUAUUUUUUGGGCAAAAUUGGGACGUAUUGAUGAAGGAGACCAAGGGCUUACUUUCAAACACUUAUCAAAGUUUUGUCUUAAUGUAAUUUCACUUCCCCAUUCCAAUGCAGAAUGCGAACGUAUUUUUAGUACGGUAAAUCAAAUCAAAACCAAAUCUAGAAAUAAGAUGAUUAACGAAACGUUGAAUGGCUUAAUUUUGGCCAAACAAAGGGUAAAAAAUUGCGUUCAAUAUGAACCUUCAAAUGAAUAUAGUUAUAUGACGAAAUCCCGACUUUACCCAAAUAAGAAACCGAAUAAAGACGCUAAUAAGUCUAAAAAAAACAUUGCGGAUUUGUACGAGACUGAUAUUUGUAAUAUCGAUAAAAUUAUAUCAAACGAUUUUGAAAUCCUAAUCGCGGAAGAUAUAGGCACAAUUGAUCUGGAUGGAUAAUUAAUCGGAUUUAACUGCUGUGAAAUGGAUUAGUCAUCAGAAGUAAUAAUCGUUAACAGUAUGAUAUUUUCAGUUAAAAAUGAAUUAUUUUAUAAGAUGUUGAGUGACUAAGAGUUUUUAAUUAGAAAAUAAGAAAAGCAAUAUGAAAAACGUAAUUUUAAGUUCGCGAUGUUCUUAAAAUGUAUCCUUUACUAUAUUUAUAUAUUGUUUAUGUAUGUAUAUACAUACAUAUACUUGUGCAAUAAAAAAAUAUGUGAAUUAACAUCUAAAUAUUUUUUAAUCAUUUCCCUAUUAUACUUAAACAGUCUCUAAAUGACUCAUUUAAAUAAAAAAACUUUUCUGCGAAAUUGUACCAUAAUUUUUUCCAAUGUACCAUAAUUUUACGGCCCUGGUACCAUAGACGCCUUCUUUUAGGUUGAGAACACUGGACCAGCAUGACAG
Molecule: messenger RNA, 1338 nt
Organism: Vollenhovia emeryi
Lineage: Eukaryota; Metazoa; Arthropoda; Insecta; Hymenoptera; Formicidae
Exons: 1
Coding region: 1-897 (298 amino acids)
Molecular function (GO): protein dimerization activity
Source: RefSeq, a predicted model, not a curated record